Molecule: messenger RNA, 3326 nt
Organism: Anopheles merus
Lineage: Eukaryota; Metazoa; Arthropoda; Insecta; Diptera; Culicidae
Product: protein spaetzle 5-like
Exons: 6
Coding region: 2053-3243 (396 amino acids)
Biological process (GO): regulation of Toll signaling pathway; central nervous system formation; innate immune response
Cellular component (GO): extracellular region
Molecular function (GO): Toll binding; growth factor activity
Source: RefSeq, a predicted model, not a curated record
ACACACACACGUCGUAUUAUCGUUAAUUUCGGAUUUCUUGCCCUUGUUUUCCCUUCUCCCGAUAGUAAUUGUUAAUUCCAUCGUUAUUGGUUAAACGAUCCGUAGGUUUAAAUUACGAUUUACUUUUGUCCUAUUAAAUAGUAUAAUAAUCUUCUGUUAUCGCUUUGCCCGCUCACAAAUACUCCCGAGACACCCGAGAAAGAACAAAAACACACAACUACAAAAAGAAAUGCAAUGUUUAGUAUAAAAGAGAACCUCUAACCAAAUGUUAAUCUCGUGUAACGUAAAUUUGAACACAUAGCAACAUUAUUGUAAAACAAAAUAGUAUGACACAGAGGGAGAGAGAGAGAGAGGAAGAGAGCGGUGGAUUUCCAUAAUGUCUGUUAAGUAAUCUUCAUCGCCUAAAAGCACUCUCUCUUUCCCCUGUCGUUUUCAAAACCUGCCCCAAAAUAAAGAGUUCAACGAUGGCACUCUGUCCCAUUCUCUUUGAUGUGAAUGUAACAAAAAAGAACGUUUGUGUUAGUGUCGUUUUGUGGUGUUAAUUAAAUUGCUUCAUUUAAAGGAAAAUAUGAGAUAAAGUUCACAAAACGGACAUACAAAUAAUCACUGCACUGUGUCGUUCGGUUGGUGUCGUGCUAAACAAAAGCCUCCGCUAUCCCUCGCUAGAUGGCGUUAUUUAGCACAUAAUUUAAAUUCAACCGUUUUGUGUAUCGCCCGGGAGCAUACAACUGUUGCUGGGGUUUUUCCCUGUAAAUAAUUCUAUCAAAAGAUACUUAAUUGUUUUUCUACAAUUGCCAACAACACAAAACAGCGAUCCACAUCCUGUUCUUCCCUGCCCCGUAUCAUUUCCUUUCUCAGUGACGUCAUACUCAGGUCCCUUUUCGUGUUUGCGAGCCACGCGCGGUUCUGUGAAUGAAUUUGGCACGCGCAAACACUUGCCGAACGAAAAGGUGCCUUCCCUUUUCCGGUACACCGUCUAGACGAAAUCCCCCCAACGACUACCACCACCGACCGCACCUCCCCACAGCGCUCGAUGCGCCAUCAUGACGAAGCAUCUAAGGCUCACGAUUGGUGGUUAACCGUGAAAAUCUGUUAAAUCUGGUACACACAUUGCCUGACUAAAGAAAGGUGGAAAAUUUACCUCGGUAAUGAUGAGAUGGUUCGAAACAUCAUUAAAACGUAAAGAGUUUUGGCUGGCCACAUAGUGUCAUCUAGCCAUGGCUGUUUUGAGCAGCAACAAAAACGGAUACGAAGAGGGUUUCCUGUAGUGCCCAUAACACAUGGGAAUUCCCAAUUCCUCGAGACCAAGUGCCAUUUAUGCUAUAUUUGAACUGUGUUUGAAUUGUAUGCUUGGUUGUGUGUUAAGAAAGUGAUGCUUAUUUCAUAUACAGAUACAUUAAUUAGAUAGUGCAGCAUCGGCACACACUGAUUAAAGUUUCAUACUCCGCAUAAUCGCACAGUACACACAAAAAAAUCAGAUGUAAAUUGAGAGAAAAUCACCCUAAAGUGUUUGUGUCUGUACUGCGAAUCGUUUUUUGAUCAACAUCAAAGACCCAUUUUUUGUUUGCCCCGCUCCCUAUAUAGAGCACGGCGCUUGUGUGUGACUCAUAUCACAGUUAAUCUCCGUGCACUCGCAAAGAUCUCACCACGGUUCAAGUUCAAUGUUCCGCGACCCGCGCGGUUAAACACACUGCUAACAACGAGUGGCGUUUGUAGGCGUGUGUAGGCAACCUGUCGUCGCGUGUACGAUCAUGCGUACGCAUCCAGCUGAUGCGCUGAAGAUGAAGAUGAAUGUUGAUGGGUUUGAAGUAUCAUAAGCUUCCCAUCGCAAGCUUCUCCCACCUUCAUGGAGUGGGGUGUGAGGGGCCAAUGAGCGAUCUUGCCGCACCGUCAGCUUAGUCAGUCAGCGGUGAGAAGGCUUCGCGUUCGGUCGCACUAAAGUCGCGCGUGUGUCGCGGAAGUCGUCGAAAUCCCAAUUUCAGAAGUGUUUUGUUUUUGCAGAGCAUUGUUUAGCCAUUAACUUAUUAAUUGAUACAUAAAACAACUUCAAAAAUGGUACAUAACAAGAUGCUGCAUUCUACGUUGCUAUUGAUGAUUUUGUCCCUUAAUCAUGUUUCGCGCACACUGGGAACUCCUUCGCCCUAUCCCCAUCCAACACUCGCUCCCCAACAGCCCGCCUGUGGUGCGUACGGCCAAAGCCCUUGUGCAUUCGUUCCCGCCCCACCCGGAGUGACGCCCAAGUGUGUCUCACCUGGAUCCACUUUUUGUGAAACGAAUCCCGAUUAUCCUGCCUACCUCAUUAAGCAUCUGGUGGAAACGCUCGGCUAUCAGCGCAUCAUUGCCAGCGAAGAGAUGGUCGACUUUGGUGCGAACAAACCGCUGGAAGAGGAGGAACAUCUGCACCAUCAUUAUCAUCACUUUUAUGGGUCAUUUGCGGCGAUGGAUCAAGCUUCCAAGCCACAGGCGCAUAAGCAUUCCAGCCCUGGGUAUAGUAGCUACCUUACACCAACGCAACAAUCACUCGGCACGGUAAACUACGAGGCGAAGCGUCCGGCACCGGUUCCACAGCCGAUCUACAUUCCAAAGCCACAGCACUCGUACCACUACAACUCGUACGUUCGCGCGCCAAUGUACAACCGGCAGCCGGACCGGCAAGGAUACUUUUAUCCAUCGCCCGGGGGUUCUGCUGCUAAUUCGCCUUCCUCAAGCUCUCCCGUAACACAGUACAGUCCGGCUGAUUGGUUGAAGCGCUUCGCCCGUGAUUUGUCCGAUCGGCAUCGACGCGAGGCACGGCUGGCCGCAUUACGAAGGGUAGAUGGACCUGCCGAUCCGUUCGACAACGAACCAACACCCUUCCGGUUGCCAUCCAUGGUCAAUGAAACCGUUUACGAGCGUUUGCUGGCGAAAAACGCUCGCGCAAAGCGACAAGCGGCGGGUGGUGUGAAGGAAACGCUGUGCAGCGUGAGGGAAAGAUACAUCACACCGCAGACGGCACUCAACACGAAAGGCAAUUGGAUGUUUGUGGUGAAUCAGGAAAACUCGCGGCAGCUCGUAAAAACGGAAGUUUGUGCGUCAACGGAGUGCUCCAACCUGUGCAGCUUUCCGGUCGGGUACAGCUCCCGGUGCGAGCAGCGGUACGUGCAGAAGCGGCUGGUCACGCUGGACCCGACCGGCCGGACACUGUACGUCGACACCUACUGGUUCCCGAGCUGUUGCGUGUGCUCACUGUACUCGGGAAAUUAGCGGGAAGCGGAUUCGAAGCGGGCCUGCAGUGAGUGAAGAUCGAGUAAAGAGUGGUCGUACAUGAUCGUGCUGAUUCAGCAGAA